This is a messenger RNA of Entamoeba nuttalli P19, 864 nucleotides long. RefSeq lists its product as hypothetical. The transcript is spliced from 2 exons. NCBI's taxonomy places the organism in Eukaryota, Evosea, Mastigamoebida, Endamoebidae. The record is from RefSeq and is a predicted model, not a curated record. Bases 1 to 864 code for a protein of 287 amino acids.
AUGUCACUUGUUGCUUUUUCUUAUCAAUUUAUUUUAUAUGGCAAAUCAGAAGAGACUGAUGGUAUUUAUAUGGACCUUACUUUUGAAUCUACUAAUGGAACAUGUCACUCAUACCCAUUCAAAGAAAACCGUCCACUUGACUUUAUUUACUUUACUGAUGUUGGUGUGUAUAAAUUUUAUUGUAUGCCACCUUUGACGUACCAAGUUAUUUGUCAUUUAUUUGCUACAAUGCUUACCUUUAUCCUUUCAAUAGUGUCGUUCGUAUUUGGUUCUGUGUUAGUUCAAAAAAUAUCGAUAAUCUUUAUCUUAGCAUAUAUUGCAUUUAGUUUUCUUCUUCUUAUUGUUGGCAUUACUGACACAGUGAUGGGAUUUAAUUCUGAUAAGUUUUGUAAUAAUGAACUUCUUAAUACAGUUGAUUUUACACACUCUAUAUCAAAACCUUCUUCUAUUCAAUGCAAUAUAGACUAUAUCACUUAUUUUGGAGUUUAUGAAAUAAUUGUAGCUCUUUUUGCUGCUGCUCAUGGAGUUAUUAUCGGUUGUUUGUUCUUUGAUUAUUUUAAAUCCAAAAAGGCUUUAAGAGAUGAACAACAAAAGCCUUAUGCAGGUCUUAAGUUUGAUUCCCAAGGAAAUGUCAUUAAAUCUGAUGACCAAAAUUUGAAGCAAUCAACUAAAAACUCUGAACAAGAAAUCGAAUUAAAAACUCAUCUCACUCAAAACCCAAUCCAAAUAGAGAAAUCAAAAUUACAUCAAACACAAGAAGUAGUUGAUAUGCCUAAAGAACAACUACCACAACUAGAUAAUCAGUCUCAAAGAAGUGAACAAAAUGAUAAUACACCAGAAGUUAUCAUUACAGAAUCAAAAUAA